AGUCAACGAGAACCUUGGCCUGGCCAUCAUUCACACGCUCUUUCUGCGUGAGCACAAUCGAAUUGCCCGCUCACUGGAGGCGCUAAAUCCCGGCUGGACCGAUGAAGAGCUUUUUGAGGAGAGUCGAAAGAUAGUGGGCGCCAUACUGCAGCACCUCGCCUACUCCGAGUUUCUCCCCUACCUUCUCAAUGAGGAGACGCGAUCAGAGAACGGACUGCUCCUGCAGCCUGACGGCUUCUACCACGGCUACGACAUGACGGUCAACCCGACGGUGGGCAAUGCAGUGGCCAACGCCGUGCUGCAGUACCUCUUCACGACGAUGCCCUCCUCUAUGGAACGGUACUCGCGUGACCUCAACGUCAUGGGCUACAUGAAGAUGAGCGAGCAGUUCUUCAAUCCCAGCGAGAUGUACGCCAACAAGUUUGACGAGUACCUCUUGGGGAUGAUCAGUCAGAGUGCCAAGGGGGCGGACCCCUUUGUGGCUGAGGAGAUGACCAACAGUCUGUCGGAGGACGCCCGCGAGGGCUUUGACUUUGUCGCCUUUGCCAUUCAGCGAGGGCGUGAUCAUGGGCUUCCCGGCUACCUCGAGUAUCGGCGAUCUUGUAAGGUAGAGCCGACUGUAACGAGAUUUGACGAUCUGACCACUGUCAUGAAGGCCGAUGUUAUCAAAAAGCUCAAGGGGCUGUACAAAGACGUUCGCGACAUUGACCUCUUCACGGGCGGCCUGUCGGAGCGGCCAAUGAGCGGCGCCCUGGUCGGCCCCACCUUUGCCUGUCUCCUCGGGCGGCAGUUCAACUUUCUCCGCCGUGGCGACCGUUUUUGGUACGAAAACGACAUGCCACCGUCUGCCUUCACCCGGGAACAGUUGAAUGAAAUUCGCAAGGUCACCCUGGCGCGAAUCCUCUGCGACAACGGCGACGCCGUGGACUUUGUACAGCCGCAGACGAUGGUCUCCUCCGAUCCCUUUCUCAACGCCUUUCAGCUGUGCAGCACGCGGUCCAUCUUUGAGCCGAUGGACUUUAGCCACUGGAAGGCGGUAGAGGCGCCAGCCAGCGUCGGCAACAUUACCAUCAGUGAUCAGCUGCUGAAGAGGGAGCUGACCAGGGCGCGAAGAGAGGCAAAUGAGCUGUUGGAGCGGGAGCUGGCGCUGGAAAGUGGUAGAAGUGCAGCUGACAAUGUCGUCAGCGCCAGUCAG
Molecule: messenger RNA, 1195 nt
Organism: Rhagoletis zephyria (snowberry fruit fly)
Lineage: Eukaryota; Metazoa; Arthropoda; Insecta; Diptera; Tephritidae
Source: RefSeq, a predicted model, not a curated record